Messenger RNA from Plasmodium adleri (nom. inval.), 11220 nucleotides. RefSeq names its product conserved Plasmodium protein, unknown function. The record is from RefSeq and is a predicted model, not a curated record. The coding region runs from base 1 to 11220 and encodes 3739 amino acids. Lineage: Eukaryota; Apicomplexa; Aconoidasida; Haemosporida; Plasmodiidae. The transcript is spliced from 3 exons.
AUGAAAGAAAAAGAAUCUGAUAGUUUAUUUCCUGGUGAUAAAGAUGUGAGUAGUUUAAAACAAUACUUUGAAGGUGGUGAUAUAAAAUUUGAGAAUGCUGAAUUAAAAAAAGAAAGAGAAGAAAUUCGUAAGAAUAAAGUUUUUAUAGAGUGUGUAAAGAAUAUUUGGAUGAAUAUUUUAAAUAAAAAGAUGGAUGAUAAAUUUAGUAAAGUCGAAUAUUUUAAAAUAAUGUUAAGAAUAUGUAAAGUUUUAAUUCCUCAAUUUGAUAUAAAAGAAAUAAUAAAAAUUGUAAAUGAUGAAUGGAAUAAUGAUUCUGAAGGAAAAAAAUAUUUAAAUUUUUCUUCUUUUUUUAAUGCUUUCUUUGAAUUAUCAGAUAUAUGGACACCUACAAUAAAUGCUUAUGAUUAUGCUCAUUUUUUAAAAUCUUUAUUUUAUAGAAUAACAUUUAUAGAAAUUAAAACUAAAGAUGGACAAAUAAUAAAAAAGAAACCAAUGAUAAGAAUAAAUUUUAAAAGAACUGCUGAAGAAAAAAAAAAACUAUCUCUUUAUAAUGAUACAUAUAAUAUUCAAAAAGAUAUAAUAAAUGAAAACAAUAAAAAUGCAUUAAAAAAUAUGAAAUCAUUAAAAAGAAAUUCUAUGAUAAUCGAUAAUUUUAAAAAAAAACAUUUUAUAAAAAGAUUCAGUGAGAAUUAUAAAUUAACACACUCAUUUUUAUAUGACAUGGAUGAUAAUGAUGAUGAUAAUAAUUCUUUAAUAGAUAAAAAUCUUUUUGAAAAUCUAUUAAACAAUAAACAAAAUAAUAAUUAUCUGCAAAGAAAUAUUAUACUUAUGGAUGUUAAUGAUAUAAAUCCUUUAGAAUAUCUUGAUGAAAAAAAAGAAACUACAAAUAAGAAUAAAUGUCAUAUGGGAAAUGAAGACAAGAACAAAUAUGGAAUACCUCACGGUAUAGAAUAUCAUGAUAAGAGAAAAGAAAGCUCCAUUCUUAUAGAUAAUAAAAAGUAUAAAGGAAAAAACAAAAAAAAACUUUUAGAAUUACAAGAUUCUAAUAUAAGUGGAAAUACAUUAAUAUCUAAAAGAUACACUUAUACAUCUGGUAUUAAUAAAGAAACUAAAGAAACAGAUGCAAAGAACAAAAGAAGAAACACAGAUGCUUCUUCUUUGUCUAUUGUGAGUCAUGUAGAGACAAAUGAGGAAAAAAAAAAACAAAAAAAAAAAGAAAAAGAAAAAGAAAAAGAAAAAAGUGUGAAAAAAAAUGUUGAAAAUGAUGAAAAUAAUAAAAAUAAUAAAAAUGAUAAGAAAGAAGAGAAUGCUUUAUUAAAAAGUUUAAUAAUAAUUGAUGGAAUUAAUUUUGAUGAUGUUACUAAGGAGUGUAAAAUAAUUGAUGAUAAUAAUAAUAAUGAUAAUAUUAUUAAUGUGGAUAAUAAUUUGAAGGAAGACAAAUCGUAUGAGUUAUUCUCAUCUGAAGGGAAGAAUCUAAUGCUAGGUUUAAAUGAAGGAGAAGAAUUCAAUGAAGAUGCUUAUGAAAAUAUAGAAAAAGAAUUACAAGAAAGAAAAGAUAUAAAAAACAAAUAUGAUAAAAUAAAAAACAAUAAUAAUAAUAAUAAUAAUAAUAAUGAAGAACUAGUUGAGGAUUCAAAUAUAAAGAUUAAUAAAUUUCAAAGUAAUAAUAAUAAAGAUAUUAAGAACAAAAAAGAGUUCAAUAAAAUAACAAAAAAGAGGACCUUAAAUGAAGAAGAAAUCUCAAAAGAUAUUAAAGGUACUUCUAGAAAGGAUAAAGAAGUAAUAAAAAAAUUAUAUUCAACAGAAGAAAAUGAAUAUAGUACUUUAAAAAAAGAAUUAGAAAUAAUAACAAACAAUAAAAAUAAUAAAGUAGAUCUAAAAGAAAAAGAUAUUCAUCGAUCUGAUGAUGAUGAAUAUAUUAAUGUUUUGAAAGAAAAUUUACAAAAGGAUGUGAAUGACGAUAAAAUAUAUGACGAUAAAAAAUAUGACGAUAAAAAAUAUGACGAUAAAAAAUAUGACGAUAAAAAAUAUGACGAUAAACAAUAUGACGAUAAAAAAUAUGAAAAUAAAAAAUAUGAAGAUAAUCAUAACAAAUCAAAGGAAAUACUUAAGAGCAAAAAUUAUCUAGAAAAUGAAAAAAGGACUCUAGAAGAAUUGAAAUUAAAAGGUAUAAAUAAUAUAUUUAAGAAAGAUGAAAAAUAUAAUUCUUUAGGAGAAUUAAUUAUAAAUGACAUGCAAAUGAAUGAAGAAAAUAAAAAUAACGACAUAGAAGAUAUAAAUAUAUUAAAACAAAAAAUAAGAAAAAGUUGUGAAAGUGUAAAUGAUACCUUCAAAAUAAAAGAUAUAUUAUUUAAUGAUAAUCUAGAAAAAGAAAAGAGAGAAAAAAAAAGUCAACAGUUGAUAGAUAAUUUGUUGAAGGAGAAGAAAAAUGAAAUAUCUGAAAAGAUGGACAAAUUAUUUGAUGACAAUUUAAAUAAUAUAUGUGAUGAUAAUACAAAAAAUAUAUUUGAUAAUCAUAUCAAAAAAAUAAAUGAUCACGAAUUUACGGGUGAUAUAUCAAAAAUAGAAGAGGAUAAUAAUAUCCUUAAAAAUGAAAUCAUUAAAUCAACUGAUGACAUCAUACAAGUUGAAGAAAAUAAAGAAUCGAUAGAAAAAAACGAACUAAUGAUUUCCUUAAAUAAAAAUAUGAACAACACAUAUAACAUGUAUAAAGAAAAUAUAGAUAUUUUUAUUAAUAAAAUUAAAAGAGAAAGUCUUUUAAAAAUAGAUAAGAAUAAAAAUAAAGAGACAGAUAAUAAUUUAGAACAACAAGAUGAUAAUAUAGAUAAAUAUAUAUUAGAAGAUUUUUAUGAAAAUGAUUAUAUAAUUAAUAAUAAAAUUGAAGUAACAAAUAAAGAAUUAGAUCCUCAUGAAAUAGAUACACAAAAGGAGUUUAUAGAAAAUCUAGAUAUUAAAAAGAAAAAAUAUUCAAAUGAUCAUUUCUUUAAUGAUGCUGAUAAAAUGUUUUAUGAAAUGAAUAAAAUAUUAAAUAAGGAUAUAAAAAAAAAUCAAACACAAGAAAUUUUAAAAACCGAUGGAAAGCUUGUGUCUUUACAACUAGACAAUAUAAAAAAGAAUAACAAGGGAGAAGAGAAACAUCAUAAAGAUAAUGAAGAAGAAAAUAAUAUAUUGUAUGAAAAGAAUGAAGAAGAAAAUAAUAUAUUAUAUGAAAAGAAUGAAGAAGAAAAUAAUAUAUUAUAUGAUAAGAAUGAAGAAGAGAAUAAUAUAUUAUAUGAAAAGAAUGAAGAAGAAAAUAAUAUAUUAUAUGAUGAGAAUAAAGAAGAGAAUAAUAUAUUAUAUGAUGAGAAUAAAGAAGAGAAUAAUAUAUUAUAUGAUGAGAAUGAAGUUUACAGCGUGUUAUAUUCUGAUCAUAUAAUAGAAAAAGACAUAAAUGGAAUAAAUGACAUUAAAAAGUAUAUAAGUGAUAAAAAGAAGAUUGAAUCAAUACAUGAAGAGAACAACAAAGGAGUUUAUAAAAAGAGAGAUGAGGAUAUGAUGAAUGAAAAUAAUAUGGAAAAUAAAAGUAAUAUGAUGAAUGAAAAUAAUAUGGAAAUUAAAAGUAAUAUGAUGAAUGAUAAUUAUGUGAAUGAUUCAAAUUAUGUGAAUGAUUCAAAUUAUGUGAAUGAUUCAAAUUAUGUGAAUGAUUCAAAUUAUGUGAAUGAUUCAAAUUAUGAGAAUGAUUCAAAUUAUGUGAAUGAUUCAAAUUAUGUGAAAGAUUCAGAUUAUAUACAGAUUCAAUAUAAUUUAAAAAAUGAAUUUCAUUCUGAGGAUAAUAAAAUCGAUAAGAUAAACAAUAAAGAUAUAAUUAAUGACGCAUUAAAAAGUAACGAUAAAUCUAACAAUAUGAUAAAUACAAAAGAAAAAAAAAAUAUAAAACAUUUCAAUUGUGUAGACAAAUCUAAUGAUGUAUGUCUUGAUUUUAAUAAAGAAGAAAAGAUUAAUAUAUAUAAUAAAAAAAUAAAUGAGGAUAGAAAAGAUUGUUGUGAUGAAGGUACAUUAAAAUAUUUACCUGUAGAUGAUAUAAAAAAAAUGAGAAGUUUUAUAAAAAUAAAUAGAAAAAGCAAAAGAGAGAAUUUCUUAAUCAUAUCAAAUAUGAAUGAAAGAAUAGAAUUUUUAAUAAAAAAAUUAAAAGUAGAAAUUAUAGAACCUUCAAUAAUAUUAAAUAAAAAUAUAUAUAUAGAAAAACAAUUUUUAUCACCUCUAGGCAAAUAUAUAAAUGAUAAUUUAAAAGAUGGAAAAUCUAUAUCAUCAAAAAUUUUAAUUGAUUUAAUGUUAGAAUAUAUUAAUACUAUAAUAUCAAAAAAUAAUGGAUAUGUAUUAUAUUUUAAUAAUUAUAAUUUUUUACAACAUCUAGAUUAUUUUCUUCAUAAAUUAAAAGGAUUAUCUAAAAUCAAUUAUAUUAAUUAUGUAAAUUUCUUAAAUAUAAAUUUUUUAAAAAAUGUAAAUGAUAAUAAGAAAGUAAAUAUAAAUGAAUAUUUAUUGGAUGAUCAAAAAGUAAUAGUGUCAAAUCCUUUUAAGGGGAUGUUCCCAAAAUUUUGUAUCAUCUUAAAAAGACACAACAUUUUCAACUUUCAUAGUGAUACACAUUUUAAUAUCCAAAAUAUUUAUCAACGCAUACUUUCAAAAUUUAAUGAUAUACAUAUAGAGUCAUUCAAAAAUAUAAAUGAAGACGUUGAAGAAAAAAAGGGGGAUCUUUUUGAAAGUGAUAAAAAAUAUAAAACUAUAAAAGAAGAUAAAGAAGAAAAUGAUAAUCGGAGUGUCUGUUCUGAUGAAUAUUAUUUGAGCAUUGACAGUGAAGAGAAAUAUAACUAUGACGAAGAAGAUGAAGGUGAAGAAGAAGAUGAAGAAGAAGAAGAAGAUGAAGAAGAAGAUGAAGAAGAUGAAGAAGAAGAUGAAGAAGAUGAAGAAGAAGAUGAGGAUGACGAAGAAGAUGAAGAAGAUGAAGAAGAAGAAGUUGAGGAUGACGAAGAAGAUGAAGAAGAAGUUGAGGAUGACGAAGAAGAUGAAGAAGAAGAAGAACAUGACGAUGAUAAAAGUGAUGACCAUAACAACGACGAACGACAUGAUAACCAUUCCAAUAAAAGAAGUGACGAAAAAACUCAGAAUGUUUCAAAUAAUAUAAACACAAGUAUCAUCCAACAAAUAAACAACAAUGACAACUCCAAUACUAAAGAUAAGAAUAAACAUGUGGAUGAAUCUUAUUACCAUUUAAUGAAUAAAGAAAUAAAUUUUAUUUAUAAAUGCACAACUCCAGAUAUAUAUUAUAAAAAUUAUUAUAAUAAUUUAAAAAAAUAUUGUGGUGAUAUACAACAUGAAAAGGAUAUGUCAGUGUUAAUAAAACAUUUAAGCGUUUUAUUAAAAGAUGAAAAGGAGAAUAUAAAAAGUAAUGAAGAAGGAGAAGAAUGUAUAGACAAUAUAUUGAUAGAUAGAAGCAUGAAAUCAAAAAUAGAAUAUAUAGAAAGUGAUGAAAAAGAUCAUUUGAAUAAUAUAGAAUAUAUUGAAAAUCUUGUAGAAUAUUUAAGACCUAAAUAUAAUAUAGAAAUGAUACCUAUUGAUAUUGUUGGGGGUAGUAGAUUAUAUAAAUUAUUUUAUAUUAAUAUGAUAAAAAAUAAUUACUCUUAUUAUUUAAAAAAUAAUUUCUUCCCUUAUAAAUAUAAAAGAGGGAAACCAAAAAAAGGAAUAUUGAUGAUAAAUAUAAAGAAAAGGAAGGCAUAUGACAAUUUUAUGAAUCAUAAAUAUAGUGAUGAGAUAAAAGAAAAUAAUAAGAAAGAAAAAAAUAAUUACAUAAAUAAUAUAAAUAAUAUACAUAAUAAUAAUAUACAUAAUAAUAAUAAUAAUAUUGGUGCUCCAUAUAAUAGGAUGCAAAAUCAUAUCAAUCCAAAUAACUUAUAUGAAAUAAGAAAUAAUAAUUUUAAUUUAUAUCAUAGAUAUUGGAGUUUAUUUUAUAAAUAUUGUCCUGUAUCUUAUAUAAAUGAUAAUAAAAUUAUAGAAGGGAAGAAAAAGUUCUGUGCUAUUUAUAAAAAUAAAAUAUAUAUGUUAUACAGUUAUGAUUAUAUGAUUGAAUUUUUAAAACAUCCUAAAUUUUAUGCAAGCAAAAAAGUUAAAGAAUCUGUUUGUUUUAAUGUGGUAAUGUAUUUUCAUAAUAUGGAUAUUCAAAAAAAAAUAAUUCAUUUGUUAGAAACAUAUGAAAAAAUGAUACAUAUAGAUAUACAAAAAUAUUUCGAGCAGUAUUUUUUUUUAUCACACCAAAACAAACACAAUGAAGAAAAUAAAAACAAUAUUAAAAAUAAUAAUAAUAAUAAUAAUAAUAAUAAUGAGGAUGACGAUGAAGACAAACAUCAAAUAGAGGAUGCAUACAUUUUUGAAAUACAUCGUAUUAUUGAAGGGAAAUCUAUAUCUCCUCUUUUUAUUGUUAGAUAUAUAUGUAUACAAAUGAAUCAAAUACAUCAAUUUAAUAUAUAUAUAAUAAAAGAAAUUAUGAAAUCUAUUAUAGAACUUAAACAGAAUUAUAAUAAACUCAUUUUUAAAAAAGAUAUAUUAAUAGAUCAAUAUGAAAGUCAAAAUGAAAAAAAAAUAAAAAUGAAAAAAAAAAAGAAGAAAAAAAAAAAAAAUAUAUCCGAACAAAAAAAAAAUAUAUUAUUUCUUUUUUCAAGCAUUAUGAAAAUAAAAUUUUUAUAUAACUUAAUAAUUAUUAAACAGAAGAAUAUAAAAAAUGUUUCUUUUAAAAAUGUGUUAGACAAGUUGUCAAAUAUAUAUAAUAUUGAGGACAUGGCUAAGGAUAUAAAUUUAUUAUUAGUCUUGAUAGAAGAUAUGUUUUUAAGAGAAAACCGAAAGUAUUUAAACGUUGUUGAAAGGAGGGAUAAUAUAUUAUUGAGGAUUAAAAAAGAUGAGAGUACAUGCCCCACAGAUCUUACUAAUAAUGAUGAUAAUAAAACGAAUUAUAAUCACAAUAAUGAUGAUAACCACAACAGUGAUGAUAAUCACAAUAAUGAUGACUGUUAUCAUUCAGAAGAACGAGAAAGCAGACAAAGAUAUGUCAUCACUGGGUUGCCAUUAAAUAGCAAAAUAUUUUUUUACUUACAAUGUAUAAAUAUUUCAAUUGAUCAUGUCAUAUCUUUUGAUAUUAUAAAAAAAGAAAAAAAAAAAAAUAAAGACGAAGAAAAUGAAGAUAAUUCAGAUGAUGAUAGUCACAGGGAUAGAUAUAGUGAUGAAAAAGAAAAAGGAGUAACAAAUAUGAAUUUGACUACAGGUUCUUCUUAUUAUUAUCAUAAUGAUGAUAAAAGAAAUGAAGAAGAUACAUAUUAUUUAUACAAACAAUAUGUGUCUUAUGAUUCAAAUAAUGAUAAUAUUUAUUAUAUGAAUAUAUUAAAAAAUUAUAAAAAAAAAUUAGGAUUUUUAAAAAAAAAAAAAAAAUUUGAUGUAAAUAUUAUAUCAUUUGAUGAAGAUGAGAAAAAAAGUAUUUAUUAUUAUUUUAAUGAAAUAAGAAAAAUUAUUAAUCCAUAUGUUCAUUCAUAUUAUAAUUAUAAUGAUAUAUUAAAUAAUCCUAUAUGUUGUAAACAAUUAAAUAAUUCACAUAUCAAUGUAUAUUGUCCUUAUGUUUUAAAAAAACAUAAUUGGUUAUAUAAAAGUAUAGAUAAUAUAAAAUUAGUUUAUGAAGAAAAAGUAUAUUAUCUAUCAAAUAUUUAUCAUGCUUUUAUUUUUAGUAAGAACAUAAAAUAUUAUCAAAAUAAUUUUCAUAUCCCACCUUUAAGAAUAUUGUUCUUAUAUGAUCUUCCAUAUAAAUUUAAUAAAGAUAUCAAAAAAAAUAUGAUUCGUAAGUUUUUUUUUAAAUAUAUUAAUCUAGAAAAAGAGUGUAUUAUAUAUAUUAAAUAUGUAUUCAUUUAUUUAUUAAAAUAUAUCUUUUUAUUUAAAAUAUAUAAAUAUAAUUACAAAAAAAAAACAAAUAUUGAUAUAAAAAAUUUCUCAAUUAAUUCUAUACCUAUAAAGACUCUCCUACAAAACAAAAAAAUAUAUUAUCUAUAUAGAGAAGAUAUAAUAUAUCUUGAAAAUAAUAUUAAUCAAAUAAAUAUAUAUGAACAAGAAAAUAAUGAGAUGAAUGAAUUUCUUAUUUACGAUUUAUUAUUUGAAAUAAUCAAACCUUUGAAUCUAUUUUUAAAUAUUAUAAAAAUAUUGACAGUCAGAUAUAUCCUACAUGAGCAUCUACAAAAUUGUAUUAUAAAAUAUGACACAUUAAAACAUAGUAUAUUUAAUAUAACAGAUGUCAACUCACUAAAAUAUGUUAUCAAAAAAUAUAAACAAAGAAAAUGUAGUAAGGAUCACACGAAUAAACAAAAAGAUUACAUAUUUAAAGGUGAUAAUAAAAAGGAAAGAAAAAAAAAAAAUUCAAUUGAUCAAGAUGAUAAUUUGAAGAACAAACAAAAUAAUAAUCAUGAAAAGGGAUAUAUAAAUACAUAUAAGACAAAUAAAAAAGAUGAAGACGAUACAAAUAUAAUUAAUUCAUAUGAUAAUGAUAUAAACAUAAAAAGUCAAAUAAAAUAUAACACAUUUGAUGAUAAUGAUGAUGAUGAUAGUAUAUAUUCAAAUGAAUAUAAUGAAUCCUCUGAUUCCAUCGAGAAUUCCUUUGCUUAUAAUAAGGAUAAUAUAAAUCCUGAACAUCUACAAAAAAUAUUCUGCAAAAAAUAUGAAAAAAUUAUUUUAAAUAGUAAAUAUAAAUUCUUAAAAAACUAUCCAUUGAAUAAUAUUCAAAAAGUUUUGAAAUAUUCUUUUAGGGUACCUGAAUAUAUAAUUCAUCUGGGAUGCACAUCUCCCAAAAAAUUAUUAGAAAGAAUAAAAAAAGUAAACAAUGUUGAAGAAAUAAAAAUCAAUGAACAUGCAAAUCAAAAGGAGACGUUCAAAAAGGAUGGAAGAAAAAAAACUAAUGAUGAUUCUUAUGUGAUGAAGAAUAACGAUGAUUAUAUAAAAAGUUCUAAUAUGGAUACAACUAAUAGACACAAUAAUGAAAAAAUAGAAAAAGAUACAUUAUUAGAUGAUAUAAAAAAGUGUUGCAUAAAAAAUAAAAGGAUUGUUGAAUAUCUUAAAAAAUAUAGUAAUAUUUGGUAUAUUAAUAUUGAAAAAUAUCAUAAUAAAAGUAUUCAAAUGUUUAUAGAAAAAAGAUUAAAUGAUAUAUUAAGAUAUAGACAAAAUUUAUAUCAUCAAUUAAAUAUGAGAGUUAUAGAUAAAAUGUGUGCUCAAUUUUUAAGAGAUAAUAAUUAUAUAAAAUUCUCAAAUUUUUAUUUCUAUAGUCCUGUUGAUAUAGAUAAUAUUAUAGAUAUAGAUACAGAGUUUUUAAUUUUAUAUAAUCGUUAUUUAUUUUAUUUCAAAACAUCUGAACAAAUCAAUGAAUUUAUAAAAAAUCCAACAUUCUAUUUAAAACAGUUAAAACCAAAUCCUUCUUUUGUUUUACCAUUUAUUUUUGUAUAUUCAAAUAUACAAAUUGAAAACUUAAAUAAGGAAUUACAAAUGAGUAUUAAAUGUGUAGUUAUUAAUAGAGAACAUUUAUUAUCAUUUGGAUAUAAAAUAAAAAAAUAUGAAAAAUAUAUACAAACAAAUAAUAUAAAUGAUAAUAUAUUAAUGCAAAUACUUCUUAUUAGAUUAAAUCAAUAUGAUGUUUUAUCACAUGGAUGUAUAUUAUAUAAUAUACCUUAUAAUAAAAAUCAAUUAUAUUUUCUUUUAUAUACCCAAAACAAGAAAUAUAUACCUCAAUUAAUAUUUAUAAUAAAACAUCAUGAAAAGAAUAAUAAUGAAAUUAUUAAUAAAGACAAUGAUAAAUGUAUAUUAAGUGAUAUGAAAAUAAAUCACCAUAUUCAUAAUAAUAUAAAAAAUAAUUAUUAUGAUGGUUCUAAUAUGUAUAUGAUUAAUGAUGAAAAAAAAAAAAAAUAUAUAAACAUAAAUAUAAAUACAAAUACAAAUACAAAUAUAAAUAUAAAUACAAUUACAAAUACAAAUAUAAAUACAAUUACAAAUACAAAUACAAAUACAAUUACAAAUACAUCUUUUAUAUUAUCAAAUAAUAAAAAUGAAGAUGAUUCCUAUUAUAAUUUAUUACAAUUUAUACCUAUUAUAGAAGAAGAAAUUGAAAAAACAAAAUAUAAGAAUAUAAUUUAUAUUGAAUACAGUAAUUCAUGGAAAUUGAAAUGUAAAAUUACUAACGAGAUUGAAGAAAAAAUAAAAUCAUAUCAAAAAUAUAAUAGAUAUAAAUAUAAUAAUAAACCAGCAUAUUUUAAAGGUUAUAAUAUAUAUGAAAAAGAAAAUUAUGAACAAGAAAUACAAUUCAACAAUUAUUGUUUAGUUACAUAUAAAAAAAAACAAAUUCUAUUAAAAUGUAAUAUAUAUGAUAAUUAUACUAUAUAUCAUAAUAAUUCAUUUUAUUUGGUUAAUACAUAUGAUGAUGUAAUUAGUUUUGAAAAAAAUCCAACUGAAUAUAUAAAUGUAGAUGAUUCAUCAUUUAAAAAAUUGGAACAAAUUAAGAACCUUGAUAGUAUUAUUAAUAAUAAUAAUAAUAAUAAUAAUAAUAUUAUACCAAUUGAAAAUGAAGGAUUUUGUUUAGUCUCAUUAAAUGAUGAAGGACAAUUUAUUAAAGGAGAUAGAAAUUAUUGUAUUAAAUAUGAUAAUAAAUAUUAUAUAUUUCAAAAUAAAGAAAAAAUGGAACAUUUUAUAAAUAAUUAUAAUGAUUAUUUAAAUAAUCAAAAUAUUUUCGAUAUCAUUCUACAACAAUUGAAAAAUAAAAAUGAUCUUAAUACAUUAAUAUAUUUAAAAACAUAUUUAUAUGAAAUUUUAUGUCAUGCAUUAUAUGAAUUAGGAAAAUAUAGACCAAUUUAUCCUGGAUUAACAAUUCAAUUAAGUGCAAUUAAAUUCUUAGCAUUAUUCUUUUUUAAAGAAAAUAAAUUAUUUUCUAUACCUCUAAGAAAAACAUACGAACAAAAUUAUCAAUCAUUCUUAACUGAUUGUGAUAUACCAAUACAUAUACAAAAAUUAAAACAAAAAUUCAAAAAUAAUUCUACAAAUAAAAAUCAAAGUAUAAACACACCUAUCAAUAAGUGGACAAAAAGGGAUAUCGAAAAUUAUCAUAAAUAUAUUAAUUUGUAUGACAAAAUUUUGUAUUCCCAAAAAAAAACACCAAAAAAAAAAAUAUAUAAUAAAUAA